ACCUUCUCGUCGCGCGCAUUUCUCAUCGUGAUAUCUCACAUCCAGAUCUCGAGGAGGACGACCGGGAAUUGCUGCUAUUGUUGUUGAUGUUGUGUCUGAUGUUUGCUGACUGAAGGACGACAAGGACCAGACACCGGCUCACGCUAGUCUUUAUCCCGACCUCCGCCAUCCCCACUCUGAUUCAAUCAGCAGCCAGCAGCCCGGAGCUGAGCAUAUCACAGACAACAAGCAAGCAGCAAGCUUCACCAACUCCACCAGCUCCUGUUCCUACCUUAUCGCCGCCUCGUCUUUGAGGGCAAACGCGAUUUCAACACUCUUUCCCCUUCUUUGUAUUUACUAUACGCACUGGCAUCUCAGCUGGAAGGCUUGAGAUCGCAUCUAGUGCCUACUACAAAUGGAGCCAUGAUACAAAUGCAGCGAUCCCUCUCCCUACCUGGGCCGGCACACGCCUCUCCUCCUGUCUCUCCCACUAUAACACAGCUUUCCUCCAGAAAUCCCACUCCUUCCCCUCCCGAGAAUUCCAUCGUGCCCCCCAGACUCCAUCGAUACCAAUCCCGCAGCCCGAGCAGACCUCCCACAGCAUACAAGGAAAAGCCAGUAGAGCGCGAACGAACCCGAAGCGCUACGAGGCAGUCCUCUCCUACUCCUGCAGCUCGCAGACAAGAUGCUCCACCAGCCGCAGCAGCCCCAAGUAACAAUGUGCAGGAAAGCCCCGUGUCUCCUACAAAGCUACCGCAACUUCCUUUGCUGCAAGAUGUCUCACAGUACAUGAAUACCCAAUUCCCCACGGCUGCCACAGCCACAGCCACUACCACAUUGGACGAGCUUGCUCAUCUAGUCCGACUUUCUACGUACCAAGAGCGGAAGCGAACCCAUUCCCGUAUCCGUUUACAGAGGUCUCUUGUAUCGACUGCCCUUUCCGCUCGUCUGGCACGAUGUGGAGAGCUAGCCCACCGUACUUUGGUUGACAAUUUUAGGGCUGAUGAGAAGAAGAGCUUUGCCAACUUGUACAAUGCCAUCCAUGAUGUCCGGAACUCAUGCGAUGCCACACGACGUUAUGCCCUCUUGGAACCCGACUUGGACAAUGCCAACGGAGGAGAGGAUACUGCCACUUUAUCAACAUUCAUGCAUGAAAUACCCCAGCGCUCCCGUGAUAGUCUACUCAAGUUUUUGACCCAGAUCCGGACAAAUCCGGAUUAUUUGGCCAGCCGCAUUUGCAGUCUUGCUCCCGCAGAGCUUUCCGCUCUGACUGUAUUUCACCAAGGAUUGGAAGCGAUCAAUUCAGUGUUACCAUUUCAUAGUCGUUCAAAAAGCCAGCUUUCAGGCAAUCUUCGGAACUCCGCGCAUAUACCCUCUCCAGUUGAACGUUUGCUUUCUUUUCAGCGUCAUGAUCCCCUGUCUGCUUUGAUACAUACAUGCUUUGCCAAUUCCGCCGGUCCAGACUCCGUGGAGGAUUUGAGAAGGACCGAUAUUUGGGCCACAGCCUGUGCCAGACUUAUCAGUGAGAGCAAAACCGGAGCGGAUCCAUUCAUCUGUUGCGUUUUGAACGUUUGGACUGCCAUGCGGGAUUGGUCUGGACGGAGUAAUAUGGAAUGGUAUCUCAUGAAAACCCUUGAGGAUGGAGCUUUCCUAUUAGGAGAAGAGGACCAGCCUGGCAGCCGAGUUCAUAUUCCGAGGAAUUCAAAGGAUUCCAUUGCCGCAGAGGAAUUUUACAGCGCCGCUGUUGAAGGACUAUUUGGAGUUGUUGAUGAUCCAGGAGCCGGAGGAAUGCCUGAAGGCCUUCUUGAACUUGGUAACGCGAUCCUGCGGAAACUGGAUCCUAAGUUGCACAGAACCACUCGCGUCUUUCUUGUGUCCAAGUGGCUCUUUUCUGUGUUCCUUCUGAGUGUGAUCAUCCAUCCUGAGUCCUAUGGUAUGAUGGCCGAAUACCACAUCACGGAGUAUGGGCGCCAGAAAAUCUUGAAAGAGGUUGUUAUGAGGGCCCAGAAACUAGUCGCAGACAUGCUUUGGAGAGACACGGCAUCAACGCCUCUGGCUAUCAAGGCCCAUAUCGAGAACAUCAUGGCACGUUUCCGGUCUAAUCGCCCGUCCAGGUCCAAACCAAAAUUACUUCCAGCCAGGUCAAUCACUUCUUUGAGAGAAACCGUGGAAGUGCAUCCGUAUUUGGUCAUGUCUCCUUCGGAUAUGAUUACCAUGGUGAAUUGUCUAUUCCCCGAGAAACGCCCCAUGUCUGGAUCUCUGUCCAACCAAACAAGCUUCAGUGGAAUCCGCUCAUCGUCCUCAUCCGUUUCGGGCAUGUCUACAAUCACGCAGUCUAUUCCUAUGUCUGCUUCUCGUACUGCCUUUGAUAAUGCCUCUGUCAUUAGCAAUAGCGGUUCUUCCAUCAUCAGUGAUUUCACGACAUCUCGUGAGCCACUUUUGGAAGAUACUACUAAUAAGCGCCUCAGCAGUUAUGAGGAUGAUGGAUAUGAGCUUCGCAUUGCCCUUUACGAGAUGACUCAAACUCUAGGCUAUGACGGAGCUUCAGGCGCAUGUCAUCCAUGUGCCGAGAAAUGGGCUGUCUUGUUCAUGUCCCCUGAUGGCCAGAUGCUUUCCACACAGAUGCUUCACGAUCCAGAUGAUGACGGAGACGAAGAAGAGUUCACGACGAGCAGCGAUAGCGAUGACGAGUCUGCACAUAUUCGACCUGAUCUGGACAAGAACUAUCAUCAACUAAGAGACUCAAUCUUAAAGUUGGUCAUGGACUACGAAAUUCCGCAGUCAUUGAAUCCGAAAACAGAAUCGAAAACGUUUAGUAACAGGACAUCCGCAAUGGAAAGUCCCAGGAAGAAGCCUCGGAGUCGACCUGGAUCAUCAGCCCAGACCCAGUCAAAGAAUCCUUAUCGCAUAAGGGAUCCUGCCACGGAGGUGGAAUCAAAGCAGGUCGAAACUAAAGCUUCCAAGCAACGCCAAGAUUCUGAUACCGAAAGGCAAACUCGAGAGGCUCCAGCAGUCCUGAUUGCCAUGCUUGAAGCCGCGGAAGCACAAUGCCAAGCCCAGUCUGACUUUGUCAAUGCUCACCUAUACUGGAAGACUUUGAAUCAAUUGCAUCAGCUUUCUUCGCCCUCUCUCAAAAAAGAUGGUUUCGCGUCUCUCUUGAGUAUAUUCUCGCGAGGCCCACGAGAUCUAAUCCGACGUUCCACCAGUGCCAUUGAAGAAUACGACGCCUGGCUGGUAUGGCUUAAGCAAUCUCAGGAACGUCACGAUGUCACUAUCGAGUCCAUGAUGAAGCGAUUGAAGGCCCUCCGAGAUAAGAUGUGGUAUGUCACAGAUGUACGAAAUUCCGCAGCUUACGAAGGCACACGGAACAUUGCUAUUGCUUUGAAAUGUAUGGCAUCGCCCAAGAAGACGGCAUUGUUGCCACCUUCGGCAGCUCGACCCCGGAACAUCUCAAAACCUACCCCGAACAACUUUCUCUUGAAGACGGAGGCUCAGGUGAUGGAUAUGAUGGCUGCUAUGGACGAGCAAGGUGGGCCUAACAAGUUGUCAGACGAACAGUCCGAAAAGACGUUGCGCUGGUUAGGACAGUUUGGCAUCGAAAACUUUUGCAAAGGGGAGGAGCGCAUUCAUCGGUUCUGCUUGGAAAUCGAAACUUGCAUCAACAAGUUAGUUGGGGAGAAUGUCAUGGAAGCUCCUGUGUUAUGGUCAACUGAGCUUUACCAUCGAGACAAACGAAUUCUCGACAGUGGACGACAAAAGGGGGACCUGUUCCUGAACGGCUUAGGAUCCCUGAGUAUUUCUGGCGAUGACGGCAGCGAAGAAGGCGGGCGCAGAGGUCUUCGAAGUGCCGACUUUCGUCCUGGUCUGCGAGAUCUCCGAACCAUGUCUGCUAGAAACAACUCGCAGCAAAGUUUCGAUUCCGGUAGAUAUAGCAUGUCUCGACUGAGCACAACAGGUGAUUUGAUGGAUUCUCAAGAUUACUUUGGAAUGGCUAGCCCAGUCUUGACAAAUGAUUCGGCUACAACCUUCUGGUCGCCCUUCCAGACACGAGCUCAGUCACCAACGACCAGUAUCAGCAGUCAUCGACCGGGCACCUCAUCUUCAACCAACGAAACAGUUAUCUCAUCAGAACGAGCAGGUCAAGCCAAGCAACGAUUCCUGUCGGAACUGAAGCAAACCUUGACCAGUCUGCUUAUCAGUGAUCUUGGCACUCUUGUGUUCGCCAAGGGAAGUGAGACAGACUCUUGGUUUUCCGGAGACCUUGGACAGGACUGCAUCGAGAGAAAGGAACGUGCGGAGAGAAGAGUACGACGUAAAACGAGGAAGCGGACUCUGGAGAAAAAGAAGAGUUUUAGAGAUCUCCGAGGCGCCCACAAUACAGAUGUACCUCCAGAAAGCGCAGAAUCUCUUGCGCAACGCAUGGAGAGAGGACCCUCCUCAAAUUCUCGAUCCACAGACCACAGCAAUGCUGAUGUACACUCAGCAACUGGUAGUUCUUCUAACAAUGAGCACAUUCCGGUUGGAACUCGGAAGAAUGUCUCCUCGAAGGAGCUUGACUCGCCAGAUUUCCCGUAUAGAAAAGCAUUCCAGCGCCUGCUUAGAAUGUUCUCAGUACACCCAAAUCCUUACGCCAAGCUAAAUGCGCUGUUUGAAUUGGAGCAUCUCAUCAUCGCAUACCUCUCUCCCUCACCUCCUCGACGACCUCGGAUUCGACAAGAUACAUUGACAGCGGCUCCGCAAUCACCUGAAAUCCAACACAUCAAUGCGUUUGGCCCCCCAGAUAACGCUGCGACGACUCCGAGAGCAAAAAAUUUGGAAGAAGCCAUCGAUAACUGCAAAGAACGACGAUCACAAACUCUCGGCCAAACAGACAACAUGUCCCCAUCUCAUCGCACCAGUGAUCGAUCGAGUAUUGCGCCAACUCCAGCAAGUACGGACAUGAUCGUUGAUGUGCUACAAGAUCUCUUCCGCGACGCAGAGAUUAGACCGAAAACUCUGUUCCGUGAUCUUCAAUUCAUUGCAUCUUUUGUCCCAGCUGCGAUUCUCGAUAAAACAGAGCGUGGCAAAGCUUUCUGGGACGCAGGACUCGCGGCAUUGGGAUUGAAGCAAGACGUCUGUCGCACUUUGAUUGAGAUUGCCGACGAGGUGGUAGUCCACUACACUCAGACACGCAAAAGCAACGUAUCAGCCAAUUCGGAUGCCAUACCACCAACCACUGCCAAUGGCGAAAUCAUGAAAUAUAGCAUGCAAGACGCAGCCAAGAUGUGGACCAUAACCGCCAAAGAAGGCGACCCGGUUGCCGAACGUGAACUGGCUAUCUUCUACCUCACACAUCCCGAAUUAGUGGAGCGCGUCACAGCUCCGCUUUCCAAACCUCGAGAGACAUUCAAGACUCUCGAUUCUCAUGGUGGCGGAGGUACAGUCAAGGAAGAGCGAGACAGAGAGAGGAGUGAUCCGGCGACCAUGUGUAUUGCCUAUCACUGGAUGGAACUCUCAGCUGUAGGAGGUGACGAAGUGGCGAAGAAAUUCAUGACGCAGAGAGAGGAGUUGAAUGCUAUUCCUUAGAGAGGGGAUUGUAUACUCUUUACGUUUUUUUGUUGUUGUGGUUGCACAUUCUUGCAUAUAUGUAAAGUCCAUUACAUUAUACCUUUAAAAGCAGAAACAAGAUAGAUAUGGGUUGGGUGGUUCUUUCUUUUUCUUGUUUGGACUUGCUUGGAUUGAGAGAUUAGUAUACAGAGAUACCUGGUGUUGGAUUGCAUUGCAUUGUCGCUGUCAUUCUGGUUUCGAGACGAAGAAAUGAAUUGUUGCAUUUAGCGGACGUUUUUUGCUUCUUGUGCUUGUGUUUUUCGCGUGCUUGCUUUGGUAUAUACAUAGAAAACUUUUCGACAGAAACUCGUUCUGGGAACGAUUGAUGAUAGGGAAACGGAACUUUGGGAUAUAGGCGUAUGAAUGAUGAAUUGUUUCUUC
Messenger RNA from Mollisia scopiformis, 5946 nucleotides. RefSeq lists its product as uncharacterized. Bases 403 to 5544 code for a protein of 1713 amino acids. The transcript has 4 exons. The record is from RefSeq and is a predicted model, not a curated record. Lineage: Eukaryota; Fungi; Ascomycota; Leotiomycetes; Helotiales; Mollisiaceae.